Messenger RNA from Cucurbita moschata (crookneck pumpkin), 297 nucleotides. RefSeq names its product protein EPIDERMAL PATTERNING FACTOR 1. Bases 1 to 297 code for a protein of 98 amino acids. NCBI's taxonomy places the organism in Eukaryota, Viridiplantae, Streptophyta, Magnoliopsida, Cucurbitales, Cucurbitaceae. Gene Ontology annotation, biological process: guard cell differentiation; stomatal complex development. The transcript is spliced from 2 exons. The record is from RefSeq and is a predicted model, not a curated record.
AUGAAGGGUUCGACUUGGUUUUCUAUUAUCUUCAUUGCUUUCUUACUUUUCCCAACACCCAUUUCCUCACAACGCAUUUCUCACCAGAACUCACAAGAGGCGGCGAUGGGGAGAAAAGGGGUGGAGACAGUUGAAGUAGCAGGGUCGAGCUUGCCGGACUGCUCGCAUGCGUGUGCCUCGUGCUCGCCGUGCAGACUAGUGAUGAUAAGUUUUGUUUGUGCUUCACUUCAGGAAGCUGAAACAUGUCCAAUGGCUUAUAGAUGCAUGUGCAAUAACAAGUCCUAUCCUCUUCCUUAA